UUGGCUCAAAGUCCACAGGCUCUUACCCAGGGAAGACUACUAGGACAUGGUAACAUUUGUCUCCGCUGCGGACGCUCUCUAGCUGCACAAGUCAGUCAUGCACUUCAUAAGAACACUAUUCGUGAAUCAAGAAUUUAUAAUGUGAUACAAGAAUGGAUUAUUCCUUGUGAUAUUGAAGCGACGAGUCAUAUAUGUCACAAAUGUUGGAUGGCUGCAGACAGAGCGUCUGUCCAAAUGACCUGGGGCCCGUCAACAUCAUUGGGACAAGACAGUCCUCAAAUAGUUGAACCACAUGAAGAAGAUCUUCCUGAUGUGUCUCCAAAUGCAGGAGUUAGCAGCAACCAAGCAGUACCUUCUAUUAUUUUGUCUGAGUACAUGAGAGCUAUUGAAACUGAAAGAAGGUGCUUCAUUGAAGGAUGCCGAGGAACAGAAAGAUACAGAGUACAACUUACUACUCAUAAAAUGUUAUUUAAUGAAUAUAAAUAUUACAUCCCUCAAAAUAACCGUCUUUGUGCUCAACAUUUGGUUAUCGAAGCAUGGGAUUUACUGGAUAGUUUGACAUCCAAUUAUGUUCAGACAUUUACUGAGAGACAUAUUUAUGAUAUGAUGUCUCUAAGAGUAAAUAAAUAG
Messenger RNA from Danaus chrysippus (African queen), 630 nucleotides. Lineage: Eukaryota; Metazoa; Arthropoda; Insecta; Lepidoptera; Nymphalidae. The record is from the annotation of a GenBank genome assembly.